AUGGGACUUGGCCAUGGGGACAGGUGCCUAGGGCUGGUGGAGACCACCCAGCUCCUGGUGGAGCCGCCCUGGAAGCCCCCGGUGUUGUGGGACCGGGUGACACUGUCCUGCCAAGGUUCAGAGACUGCCGGCGUCACCUCCUGGUACAAGGAUGAGCAACGCUUGUGGCAACAGGGAAGCGAUCACUUCAAGGUCAACACAAAAGGCACCUACUGGUGUUGCAGACCCGGAACCGGGCACAGCCUGCCUGUCAUCGUCUCUGAGGGCUGGCUGGUGCUGCAGGUGCCGGUGCGGGCGCUGCUGGAGGGAGACAAUGUGACACUGCGCUGCCGGGGCUGGCGGAACAACACGGUCACCUCAGUGUCCUUCUACCACGAGGAGAAAGAACUGGAGGGGCUCCACAAUGGGACCCAGCUUUCCCUGUCCCCUCUGCAGCUGCACCACAGCGGAGGAUACUGCUGCAGGGGCUGGGUGAAAUCUAUGGUGUCACGGGGAUGGGAGAAGUUGGAAUCAGUGAAAGUGACAGUGCAUGUGGCCUCGCCCUCAGGGGUGUCCCUGUCAGCGCAGCCCACCAGGGGACAGGUGGCACUCGGGGACAGUCUGGUGCUGAGCUGCACAGUGGCUGUGGGGACAGGUCCUCUGUCCUCCUCCUGGCACUGGGAGGGCUCGGGGACACUGCCAGGAACUGGCCCCCACCUGGAGCUGCGCCACAUUGGGGACAAUGACAGCGGCCAGUACCGGUGCCGGGUCAGUGAUGGGGCGGGUGUGGCCGAGAGUGACCCCCUGAAUGUCACCGUCCUGGUGACCGUGGCCAAUGCCACCAUCACCCCUGGUCCCCUGUCACACCAGGUGUGUGCAGGUAUCAACGUGAGCCUGCACUGCUCGGUGCAGAUGGGCUCAGCCCCUGUCACCUUCACCUGGCUGCACAAUGGGCAGGAGGUUGCUCGGGGUCCCCUCUUGGAUCUCAGGGGCAUUGAUGUGGGACAUUCGGGCACCUACCAGUGCAUGGCCACCAACCAGCUGGGACAGGAUGGGCACUGCGUGUUCCAGGCACUCAGCCCAGAGCUGGUCCUGGAGGUGACACCUGGUUCACCCUGGGGCACAGCAGUGACUGUGAAUGUCGGCAAGACCCUCCUGUUCCUGCUCCGUCUCCUGGCUGUCAUCGGGGGCGUGGGGGAGGGGCUGGACAUGAGGGGGCAGAGGUGCUCCCAGUACACCCAUGGCUUCCCAGGCUCCUCCUAG
Messenger RNA from Melozone crissalis (California towhee), 1242 nucleotides. RefSeq names its product Fc receptor-like protein 3. Lineage: Eukaryota; Metazoa; Chordata; Aves; Passeriformes; Passerellidae. The coding region runs from base 1 to 1242 and encodes 413 amino acids. The transcript has 11 exons. The record is from RefSeq and is a predicted model, not a curated record. Gene Ontology annotation, biological process: cell surface receptor signaling pathway. Gene Ontology annotation, molecular function: transmembrane signaling receptor activity.